AUGUCCGGAUCAAAAGACAAAUUUGCUGGAAUUCAACUACGAGAUUUUGAGACAAAACGCGAUGUUUUGAAGAUAGCCAUUCUUUAUCCCGAUUCGCCCCCACGACUUUAUGAAAUCAAUCAGGUAAAAGAUAAAUCUCGUUGGUUUUGCCGAUUGUCGCCAAACUGGAAAUUCUUACAUUACGGCGACAUCGACGACUCAAUGACACCGAUGUUGGAAACUUUGCCCGAGAAACUUGCAAUUAGUGAUAUACGGGAUAUUGUCAGUGGAAAGAAUUGCCCCCACAUUAAAAACGCCCGCACCCACAAAAGCACAACAGAACUUGCGUUUUCCAUCCUGUACGAUCCAGACGAUGCGUUGAACUUUAUUGCGCCGGAUAAAGAAACAUGGUGUCACUGGACUGAUGGCUUCAACGCGUUACUUGGGAAACCUAUGGUGAGUACAAAAGCUACCACCGACCUCGACAUGCUGCUGACGAUGGAAAUGAAACUCCGUUUGUUGGAUUUGGAAAAUAUUGACAUCCCAGAGCAACCACCCCCCAUGCCACCCCUGCCUAAGAAUUAUAACUUUGCACUGCAAGAUCUGUAGUUUCCAUAUAUUCUGCAGUUUAUUAUUAUUUGCUGCGAUUUAUUUUUACUUAAACAGAAAUAUUGAAUAUAUUAAUUAACAAAAGUCA
Messenger RNA from Ciona intestinalis (vase tunicate), 676 nucleotides. The record is from RefSeq and is a predicted model, not a curated record. Lineage: Eukaryota; Metazoa; Chordata; Ascidiacea; Phlebobranchia; Cionidae.